Molecule: messenger RNA, 1107 nt
Organism: Telopea speciosissima
Lineage: Eukaryota; Viridiplantae; Streptophyta; Magnoliopsida; Proteales; Proteaceae
Product: protein CHAPERONE-LIKE PROTEIN OF POR1, chloroplastic-like
Exons: 3
Coding region: 80-988 (302 amino acids)
Cellular component (GO): chloroplast membrane
Source: RefSeq, a predicted model, not a curated record
CCGAUCCGAUAGGAUAUGCCACUUGCAGGGAGCACAAGCAAACCAAAAUCAGGAAAGGACGGACCAUAGGGAGUGAAAAAUGGCUGCUGCUGCUCUCUCCGUCGGAUCCAACCGAUCUAUCGUCCGCCGUAAUCCCAGCUGCAGGUCCCUCUGGGUAUGGGCUAGACCCUUUUUAGGUCGCCGGACGGCAACUUCUCAGUUGUGGAGGAGCAAGAGUAACCGCUCAUGCGGUGUUUUCCAGCCCACUCGCCAUAGAUUAUCCAGCAGGACAGCUACGACACCUGUUCUCGCCGGGUAUAGAGCUGACGAUUCCUCCGCUCCUUUGGAGAUGUCUGUUGAGAACGCUCUCAAGCUUCUCGGCGUCUCCGAAGGGGCUUCCUUCGAUGACAUCCUUCGCGCCAGGAAUUCUAUCCUUGCCUCCUGCAGGGACGAUCAAGACACCGUCGCUCAGGUAGAGGCUGCCUAUGACAUGUUGCUUAUGCAAAGCUUAAUGCAGAGGAGGGCAGGGAAAGUUGUAAAUACAAGCAUUCCUUAUGCUGACGUGAAACCUGUAAAUGGCCCAGGAAUGAGAUCAAUGCCCAAGUGGUUACAAGCCGCAGGUAAAAAUAUAUCAGUUUCAGUUGAACCACCAUCCACUGGGAACUUAGGCCUUCAAGCAGGGGUGUAUGGAGCACUAAUGGUCUUAACAUUUGCCAAUGGAACAUCGACAUCUUCAGCAGAGCCAUAUGCAGGGGCUGAUAUUCCUGGGUUAAUCUUAGCUACUAGUUUUGGUGCUUCAUUAUACUUCUUGACCAAGAAGAACAUCAACCUGGGGAAGGCUACGCUCAUAACUGUUGGGGGCCUUGUCGUGGGAGCAGCAGUGGGCUCAGCAGUUGAGAACUUGUUGCAGGUUGACAUAGUCCCAUAUUUGGGUAUACACUCCCCGGCUGUUGUUGUAAGCGAAUUCAUUCUCUUCACUCAGUUCUUGGUCUCCCUCUACCUAAGAUAGGGUUUGGAAAUGAUAUACCAUAACUUGAACUUUAAUAGCUGUAAUUAUCAUUGUAACUGCUACGCCAUGUAUUCUUUUACAUAAUAGUACAAAUGUCCCGCUUCCGUAGGCUUUGUAAA